UGUAUUAACUCGCCUCGUAAUUUGCCUCUUGUGAAUUACACCAACCAUGGAUAAAUCAGCUGAACCACGCGAGGGCACCCCAUUGCUCCACAAACACAAAAUCAAAAUAGAAACGACCGAUAAGACAUCGCCCCAAAAGACACAAGCUGUGAUGGUGGUGGAGAACGGUGAUACCAAAGGCCUCGAUGGCACCGAGGUCGAGUUCAAAAACGGAAAAUACGGCGCAACAAAUGGUAAAGGUGCUGAAAAUGGAACUGUUGCUGCAGAAGACAAGGUUAAUGAGAAAGAUAAGGAAAAAGAAGAAGAGAAGCCACAAGUCCCUUUUACAAGAUUGUUCCGGUACGCUACCGGUCUAGAUGGCCUCUUCAUGUUCAUCGGUUGCUUUGCCGCCGGUGUCCAUGGCUGCGCUUGGCCGGUGCUCAACAUCGUCUUUGGCGGACUCAUCGACCAAUUUGUUGAUUUCGACAAACUGAAUAUAACAAAUUUAACGGCGAUCCCGGUAGAUGCAACAUUACCACCGGGUUUAGAUCCAGGAAAGGAAUUUGAUGACACCAUGCAGGAGUAUGCUGUCAUCUUUUCCUACAUUGGUGUGGGUGUUAUGGUAUUUGCCUAUCUUCAGACUUCAAUGUGGACACUCGCCUGUGAGAGGCAGAUUUAUAAGAUUCGCCAGGCAUUCUUUGACGCCAUCUUGCAUCAAGAAAUCCAGUGGUUUGAUGUUCAUAAGAGUGGUGAACUGACGUCCAGGUUGGCUGAUGAUAUGGAGAGAGUGAAAGAAGGAAUUGGUGAUAAGAUCGCUCUCUGUAUUCAAUAUCUCUUUCUCUUCUUGGCUGGUUUUGGUAUAGCGUUUUGGAAAAGUUGGGAGAUGACGCUAGUCCUUCUGUCUAUGACCCCUCUGCUAGCAGCCGCUGGAGGCUUCAUGGCUUACUUCCUGACAUCCUUCUCAAAGUUAGAGCAGGAAUCCUAUGCCCAAGCUGGAAGUGUAGCAGAGGAGGUUCUGUCUUGCGUAAGGACUGUCAUAGCGUUUGGAGGAGAGCAGAAAGAGGUUACCAGGUAUGAGAAGGAGCUGAAAGGAGCCAGGGAUGUAGGCGUCAAGAAGGGCGUGGCUUCAGGGGUUGGCAUGGGGAUCACCAUGUUAAUCAUGUUUGGUUCAUAUUCCCUCGCUUUCUGGUAUGGGCCGAAACUUGUCGCUGAUGGACGUCUGACCGGUGGUGACGUCAUGAUCGUAUUCUUCUGCGUCAUGAUCGGAUCGUUUUCCAUCGGUAACAUCUCGCCAUCCAUGACAGCAAUCACGGCCGCAAGGGGGGCGGCAGUUACCCUCUUUGACAUCAUAGAUGCCACUCCAGAGAUAGACACUCGCUCCAAGAAGGGGGUGCGGCCGGAUAAGAUGACGGGUAACAUAGAGUUCAAAGGGGUGGAGUUCUCCUACCCCACCCGUGCCGAUGUACCGGUAUUGAGAGGGGUUGAUCUGAGUAUCAGGAAGGGUCAGACCGUAGCCUUGGUAGGAUCCAGUGGGUGUGGCAAGUCUACCACCAUCAAUCUCCUCCUCCGAUUCUAUGAGAAGCUGGGUGGUCAGAUCUUGAUUGACGGGAAUAAGAUCGAGGACCUAAAUCUCCGCUGGUUGAGAGAACACAUCGGUGUCGUGAGCCAGGAACCGAUCCUCUUCAACUGUUCCAUAGAAACCAACAUCUCUUACGGACGAGAUGGUGUCACCAAGGAUGAGAUCAUCCAAGCCGCCAAGAUGGCCAAUGCCCACGACUUCAUCUCUAAACUGCCAAAGGGUUAUGAUACAAUGGUUGGUGAGCGUGGAGCGCAGCUGUCUGGUGGUCAGAAACAGAGAGUAGCCAUCGCCAGAGCUCUGGUCAGAAACCCACCCAUCCUUCUACUGGACGAAGCUACCUCAGCCCUGGACAGGGAAAGCGAGAAGGUCGUACAGCAGGCUUUGGAUAAGGCUUCUGAGGGUCGUACCACUAUCGUGAUCGCUCACCGUCUAACCACUAUCAGGAAUGCUGACAUUAUCUACGCCUUUGAGGAAGGUCAGAUCGCAGAGUACGGAGAUCACGCCGAGUUGAUGAAGAGAGAUGGUGUCUACAAACAGCUCGUGACACUUCAGACCCUGGACGGUGCUGAGGAAUCCGCAACAUCAUCCAAAGAGACUGUCAGAAAGGAAUCGAUCAAACGUCUUCCAUCUCGUCAGAUGUCUCGCCAGAUAUCCCGUCAGAUGUCCACCAGUUCUGCAAUGGAAGGAAAAGACAAGGAAGAGGAAGAGAUCGUAGAGGAGGAGGUGGAGUCUCGAGGCUACCUGGAAAUCUUGAAACUGAAUUCCCCAGAGUGGUAUUACAUCGUCAUUGGUUGUAUCUUCGCCGGAGCUCUUGGCGUUGCCAUGCCAGCUUUUGCCAUCCUUUUCAGUGAGGUCAUUGCAAUCUUCAGCUUGCCUCCAGAUGAGAUGAGGGAUGAAUCUGUUUUCUGGGCCCUGAUGUUCCUUGCUCUGGGUGGAGCAUUCUUUGUCAGUAACAGCAUCACUGGCAUCUGUUUCUCAAUCUCUGGAGAGGAGCUGACCCUGAGACUUCGCAAGAAAGCAUUCUGGACCAUCCUCCGUCAGGACUGUGCAUAUUUUGACCAGCCAAGCCACAGUACUGGUGCCCUAGCUACGAGAUUGUCUUCAGAUGCGUCAAACGUGAAAGGGGCCACCGGGAUGCGCAUCAGCACCAUCGUGCAGUCUAUGGUCACGCUGAUUGUUGCUCUUGUCAUCGGCUUCAUCUUUGGCUGGAAGCUGGCUCUUCUCAUCUUUGGUUGUCUCCCAGUCCUGGCUAUCUCUGGUGCCCUUGAGAUGAAGAUCCUCCAAGGGGGACACGAGAAGGAUGCCGCUCUCAUCGAGGAAGCCGGCAAGAUUGCAGCUGAAGCGAUAGAGAAUGUCCGCACUGUCGCCUCACUCAACCUUGAGGAUAGGAUGAUCAGCAAUUAUGCAGAGCAACUGGAAAAUCCUUACAAGCAAGGAAAGAUAAACAGUCAGGUUAACGGCCUUGCCUUUGCCGUCUCUCAGGCGAUGAUCUUCUUCAUCUAUGCUGCAUCCUUCCGUCUUGGAGGAUAUCUGGUCUCCAUCGGUGAUAUGACGGGGGAUGAAGUAUUCAAGGUAAUCUUCGGAGUUGCGUUUGCUGGUAUCUCGGUCGGUCAGUCAAUGGCUUUCCUUCCAGACUACGCCAAGGCUCGCCAUUCUGCGGAUCUUAUCCUCCACCUGUUCAACACCAAACCUCUUAUCGAUAAUUACUCCACUGACGGGGCUCAUCCGAGUUCAGUGCAAGGUAGGAUUGAGUAUAGUGGUCUCAAGUUUGCUUAUCCUACGCGUCCAGACAUCACCAUUCUCAAAGGGCUGAGUCUUACCAUCAAACCAGGCCAGACUGUAGCCUUGGUAGGAGAGAGUGGGUGUGGAAAGAGUACCUUGGUAUCACUUCUAGAGAGAUUCUACGAUCCAGAACAAGGCACAGUGUCUCUGGAUGGGAAGUAUGUAAAAGACAUCAACAUCCAGUGGCUCCGAGCAAACAUGGCGAUCGUGAGCCAAGAACCGAUCCUCUUUGCCUGUUCUAUCGGGGAUAACAUCCGAUAUGGCGUCGACGAGAAGAUGGAAGUGGCGGAUAUCGAGAAGGUUGCCAAGAUGGCCAACAUCCAUGAUUUCAUAGCGUCUCUUCCUCUUGGAUAUGAUACGCUAGUAGGAGAGAAAGGAACCCAGUUAUCUGGGGGUCAGAAGCAGAGAGUAGCCAUCGCCCGAGCACUGGCUAGGAAUCCACGGAUCCUACUCCUCGACGAAGCUACCUCAGCACUUGAUACAGAGAGUGAAAAGGUCGUCCAAGCAGCUCUGGAUAACGCCAUGAAGGACCGGACGUCGAUCGUCAUCGCCCAUCGUCUCUCCACCAUCCAGAAUGCCGACGUCAUCGCCGUCAUCAGAGAGGGCGUGGUCGUCGAGAGCGGAAGCCACCAGGAGCUCCUCCAGAGCAAAGGACACUAUUACACCUUAACUGGGGGCAAGAUUGAUGUAGAAUAGAUGCCCACAGAGGCUCAAAAAGAGGUUCAUAUUCACUUGGUACAAGCAGUUGAUCUGCUUCUCAUAAAAUCUAAUAACAUGCAGGCUAAGCCAGUUUAGUCUACUGUCAAUUUGGUCUUCACUAUUGAUGAUCCAAUACCCACCAAGUCUAAUUCCUUUUUUAGGCUAAUGCCCAGAUGGUCCAAUUUCCGCUUUGUCUACAUAGUAUAUAUAUAUAUAUAUAUUUUUUUUUUUUACUUUGUUAAGUAAAAAUUUGGUUCAUAAUCAGUUUAUUUAACCAUACCAACUAAGAGAUGUAAGAGGUGGAUAUUUUAGGAGAUGGAUAUACCGUAGUCUGAUGGGAAAUUAGACCAAAUGUAUUAAAUCUAAAGGGAAGAACUUGCAUUAGAUCAAAUGGGAUGAGGCCGAAUGGAAAGUAGAGAAAGCAGAUAAAGACCAAGUGACAAUUUGCGUCACAAUGUAUUCAAACCUCUUGAGUACCAGCGACUGACCUUUUUAAUAUCUGGGGAGCGUUUCAUGAAAGGACUUGUCGGACAUUUCUGACGAAGUCGGUUUCAUCCGGCAGGUUUAUCGGACAAAAAUCUGGAUGAAAUGCUCCUCAGAGAGUACCGUACUUAACUAGGAGUGUUGUUGAAAUAGGCUUUGGUAUUCAUAGAUUUAACCUGGUGAGUUCAAGGAUGAUGAUGAGCCCUUAUAAGUUAAAGGGGAACCUAACCUUGGUCUUAAAUGUUGUGUUGGAAAGGAGAAAAAUAAAGAAAACAGAACGGUGAAAAUUUGAAAAAAAUCGGACAAGA
Messenger RNA from Lytechinus pictus (painted urchin), 4830 nucleotides. Its product is annotated as ATP-dependent translocase ABCB1-like. Gene Ontology annotation, cellular component: plasma membrane. Gene Ontology annotation, biological process: transmembrane transport. The record is from RefSeq and is a predicted model, not a curated record. The coding region runs from base 47 to 4036 and encodes 1329 amino acids. Gene Ontology annotation, molecular function: ATP binding; ATP hydrolysis activity; ABC-type transporter activity. NCBI's taxonomy places the organism in Eukaryota, Metazoa, Echinodermata, Echinoidea, Temnopleuroida, Toxopneustidae. The transcript is spliced from 26 exons.